AUGUUACCGCCGACACUCAUUCAACUACUGCUGCUACAAUCAUGCGCUGCUGCAUUAGCAACCACUCCGUCAAUACGCUCUUCCGCUCGUCCAGACUCAUGUUCUGACCAGCUUGGCUGUCUAAAUCAAGACGACUCAAAAUUACCACGGCAAUUUGACCAUCUCUGGAUAUGGGACGAGAUAUCCAAGGCCAAGAGAGCUGAUGACGAUAAAGGGAAAGGAGAAGGACGAAAAGAAGGUGGGCGCGGAAAAGAAGGAAGCCAGGGAGAAGAUCAAGAAGGAGGACGUGGACCUCCACCUGGUCCAGAGAACAAACCGCCGCCUGGACGUCCUGAUAAGAACGAUCGCCCUAACAAUGACGGCGAUAAUAAUGGGGGGAAUAAGGAUAAGGAUGGUAAAGGAAGCUCAGGAGGCCCGAAAACAGGCAGUGGUAAUGGCGGGGGAGAUGAAAAAGGAGAUAAAGAUAAUCCAAAAAAGGGCGGAAAUGAAGGUGGAAAUGGAGGAGGAAAAGAAAAUGAUCCUGAUCCCCCAAAGAAUGAACCCCCAAAGAAUGAGCCGCCCAAGAACGAUCCCUCCAAGAACGAUCCCUCCAAGAACGAUCCCUCCAAGAAUGACCCCCCCAAGACUGACUCUCCUCCAUCCGUUCCAACGCAACAACCAGACCCUCCCAAGGAUCCUGUUCCAAACAGACCUCCUCCAGACCCAAUGACCCAGCAGCCAGACCCAGCGCCUUCACCUACCCGGGACCCCACGACUGAAAAGGAUCCUGGGACUCGGACAAACGGACCACAACCUACACAUGAAGACCCUUCCUCUUCACAGUCCCCGCCCCCAGAAUCAAAGCCAAGCGCGGAACCAACCGAAGCUCCAACUACUACCAAAGAUCCAAAACCAAAUUCUACAGAUCCAGUGCCUGCAAGCUCAUCAUCAGAGCCAUCGGGGUCAUCCAAGUCCCCAGAGCAAACAACAUCACCAACCGGCGAUCCAGCAGAGUCCUCCAAUGUCCCACCAGCUCCAACAUCUUCGUCUUCCUCUACUCCCGUGACCUCUUCUACCACUCCCCCGGGCCCUCCCAAAUCGAAAGGCAGUAGUCUAAGCAAGGGCGGUGUUGCUGCUGGUGCGGUAUUCGGUGGAUUCGUCGUUAUCUCCCUGAUAUUCCUCACAUUUGUCUACUACAAACGAUGGAAACAUACUAGGGAGAACCAGACCGAUGAGGGUUCCAGCAGGCGACUCUCUCCAUUCCCCCCAACACCUCCUAUGGGCAAUGUUCAACAGACUCAAACUGGAAUUGUCGACCACAAUGAGUCAAUGGCAUAUGAUCACAAUAUGAGCUCAUUUGGUGUCCUAUCAAGCCCUUCUCAAGGGGACUCAUAUCCUCAUAGCAUGGAGGAAAAAGGCAUUGCUUAUUCUACAUACCCCUCCCACCAGGAUGCCGCCUACCAGCCAUCGUUAAGCCAAUCUGCGCAAAACGAGUUACACCUACCUCAAGGUAACAUGGGUAAUACAACCCAAUCCAACUCGCUCAUUGCCUCCAGUGAGCAUCAACAUCAGUACAUGGCAUACUCGCCAGAUUUGAUGGAAGAUGAAAAGACUGGCUUCCACGCAGUUGGGGCACCCGGUCUUGCUCCACUACCCGAGUCGUCCCAAGAGAAUCUACAUCUACACAAUUCAUCAGAAGAAUACAGGCGGCCUAUACCAAAAAGAUACAGUGCCGUGAAUUCACACCAAGCAGGACGAAACAGCCUCAUGCAACUUACGAGUCACAACAAUGCUGUAUACCCAGCAAACUCGCAAUAA
This is a messenger RNA of Trichophyton benhamiae CBS 112371, 1797 nucleotides long. RefSeq lists its product as uncharacterized. The transcript has a single exon. NCBI's taxonomy places the organism in Eukaryota, Fungi, Ascomycota, Eurotiomycetes, Onygenales, Arthrodermataceae. The record is from RefSeq and is a predicted model, not a curated record. The coding region runs from base 1 to 1797 and encodes 598 amino acids.